Messenger RNA from Penicillium roqueforti, 3663 nucleotides. It is a transcript of the gene rgsC, whose product is annotated as putative intermediate filament protein (Mdm1). The record is from RefSeq and is a predicted model, not a curated record. NCBI's taxonomy places the organism in Eukaryota, Fungi, Ascomycota, Eurotiomycetes, Eurotiales, Aspergillaceae. Gene Ontology annotation, molecular function: phosphatidylinositol binding. The transcript is spliced from 2 exons. Bases 1 to 3663 code for a protein of 1220 amino acids. Gene Ontology annotation, cellular component: intracellular membrane-bounded organelle.
AUGGCCCUUAGUCGCCGCGACUUAGUUCUGGCGGGUGUCGGCGUAUUCAUCGCCUGGGGUCUUGUGGUUCGCUGGCUGCCGAUCCUCCGGUAUCUAGGAUAUGCCUUGACACUGGGCGUCGUCCUAGCUUCUGUGGGUCUUUUAGGAAUUGUCACAUUCACAAUCCGGCAUCAGAAUGACAGAGUCAACCUCAAGAACGUUUCGGUGGCUUUCAUAAAACCUAACCAAUGGCGAAAGGAAGUGCUGAAUGUCCGCCGGAGCACGCGAUACCGUCCCCGGCCACUCUAUCCCCAGUCCUUUGUCGUGUCGGAAGGAAUCGACGAACUUCUGUCUUUUAUUACUCGAGACUUUGUUUCAUCGUGGUACAAAAGUAUCAGUCCGAACCCUAUAUUUGCCAAUGAAGUUGAUCGAACGAUUCGCGUCGCUCUUGAAAACCUCCGGGAUAGGUUGGUUGCGGAGGAUAUGGUGUCGCUGAUCGUAUCGCGUAUCUUUCCUAUCGUGACAUCGCACCUCAGAGAAUUUGACAUUGCCGAGCGUUCUGUUCGGGGACGCAAUCUCAGUCGAAAUGUGACCGAGUCUGGAGAGCUUGAUCUGGCCAUUGCGAACAAAUACCGGGAAGGUCGCUUACAUCCUGCCGUUGCGACCUCGGCGUCCGAUCAAAAGACUGUUCAACAGGAGUACCUGCGCAAGCUAGCGGUUGGCCUUCUACCACAGCUAUUCCCCCAAAGCGUGCUAAACAGUCGAAUUGUGUCGGUUCUGAUUCGCGAAAUCAUCUCAUGCGCUGUGCUUAUUCCGAUAGUCACUUCAUUGUCGGACCCAGACACAUGGAACCAAUUAAUGGAAGCAUAUGGCCGUACAGCUCUGCAGGAUCGGAAGACUGUACGCAAACUGCGCGCCGCUCUAGACCAGCAUGCGUCACCUGCACCUAGGUCUAAGCGUGGGCAACCAUUCCCGCGACUGUCACCAGCCGAUUCAGAGCGAGCCUUUGAGCGCUUUGUGAGGGCAAUUAGGAAAUGUAAUAACCUCUCCGAUGCCCGUCGUUUUCGCGCCCUCGUUUCCAGUCAAUUGAAGCAGGAGAGUGUGGUCGAGGGCCAGGAUCAGGUCUAUCUGAAGCGUCUAGAAACAGGAAAACGUGUUCUUGAUCAGAAAGUGGCGAAACUUGCGAGACCUGGCGAGGACUCCCAUGUACCUCCAGCACUAGACAUUCGACCUGAGGCUCCAUCUAGAACACAUGAAUCGUCACUGAUUGAUGUGAUGCACAGUGCAUCUGGGCUUUCUUAUUUCAUGGAGUUUAUGGACCGCCAAAAGCUGAUGUCGCUUGUUCAAUUCUGGGUUGUUGUAGAUGGAUUGCGCAACCCACUUGAAGAUGACUUUGGAGAUGAGCCAAUGCCUACUUUAUUAGCAUGGAAGCCAGCAGACAGAAACGACCUAGCUCUCAUCAGCGAAACCUACCUUUCAAAGCCGGAACUGAAUGUCUCUGAAGAGUCUCGCCGAGCAGUCAAGGCAUUCCUGAGUGCAGGAAAGCGCGCCACCCCGGAACAAUACCGAAAAGCGCGAAUGGUGGUUUUGACAACCCAGUCUGCCAUUCUAGAGCGUCUCCAGGAUACUUAUUACCCGAAGUUCAAGGGGUCUGAUCUGUACUGGAAGUAUAUUGCGUCCGACGAAGCAUCCGCUGCCCAGGCGCCAGUUCGGCAAUCCUCCCCCAUAGCAGUCACUUUUGAAACUCCCGAGAGGCGACCUCUGCCCCCUUUGUUGUCGAGAACCAGUUCCCAGCCGGGAUUGAGACCAUCCAAAGACCUUCGACGAGCCGCUGUCUCGUCUGGUGAUGUGCGGGGCAUGGGGAAAUUAUUUGAUGAUGAUGAUUCAUUACGGCGAUCAAUAGAUUCAGAACGAUCUGCUUAUCUUUUUGAUGACGACUAUGACACUGACAAUCUGGCCACAUCCACCCAUAGUUUGGGCAAGGAUUCGCAGAAUGGCGAGAAUGAUGGCCAGAGCCAAAGCCAAGUUCUCGAGACGAUGGAGGCAGCACUCAAUGAUAUCAUUACCAACGAGCCGAAAAAUGCGAGAAUCGAAGACCUCAAAGGAGAUGCUGCUGGUCUAUUCGGGUCGGACCGUCCUGUUCCUUCGUCGCGCAGCUUGUCUGAAACUCCUUCGGUUGACAACCGGAAUGAAAGAACCAAGAAAAGCAUCGCAUCGCUUGGUUUGGUGGAUCAUGCGUCACGACUUGGGGUCUUUGAUGACGACUUAUUUCCAGAUCAACAGAAAUUUAUCGAAGACGAAUACGAAGAACCAGACGGCGUGGAUGAAAAGGACCCAGCAGAUGAAGUGCACGAAGCUGCACCAGGUGACUUGGGUCUAACGGAGGCGAUUGAGGCACUCUCAGUAGAUAUCGACAAACUUGCAGCCCAGGACUCCGUAGUCCAAGCAUUGACACGCAAAGCAGAACUGACAAACAACACCGCGGAACUGAGAAUCCUGCGCAAGUCCAAGGCCAGCAUCCAGCGUGAAAUGCACCGCAAGGAAAUGCAGCGGCAACAGUACAUUCUCCAGGAAAGCGAUAACAGCUUAUUUGGGCGAUCGACCGUUAGCCUCAAGUCUACCGUCGUAGGCAAAGAGGAGGACGAUGGCCGUGAAUUUGCAAUGUACGUGGUGGAGGUCAAAAGAAAUGCCGGCGAGCAAAUGCCCGCCGCAUCGUGGGUCGUUGCACGACGAUACAGCGAGUUCCAUGAUCUGCAUCAAAAGCUACGCCAACGCUACCCCUCCGUCCGGAACUUGGAAUUUCCCCGGCGACGAGUCGUUAUGAAGCUACAGAAAGAGUUCCUUCACAAACGGCGACUCGCUCUCGAAGCCUAUCUGCAGAAACUCCUCCUUCUGCCAGAGGUCUGCCGCAGCCGCGAUCUACGUGCAUUCCUCUCUGAACGUGCCAUCCUACCCCGUAAGGAAACCGUUCGCGACAACGAGGGUGAAACAAGAGACCUUGUCACACGCAUCUACAACUCCGUCGCAGACGGCAUGGAUGACUUCCUCGGCAACUUUGGCGUCCUAGACCAACUAUCUACCGCAGGCCAAAACCUCAUAUCUGCCGCCACCCAGCAAGCCAUCAGCACGAUAGUCCCAGAAUCCGGCGUCGCAACCGAAGACGUCGUCACAGCAGCCGAAGCCGAAGCGGAACUAAACGCCUUCGAAGACCGCGAGCUCGAGCCAUUCAUCAAGCCCAUCUGUGAUCUCUUCCUCGAAGCCUUCGAGCUGAACCGCGGCAACAACUGGCUGCGCGGCCGUGCAGUCGUCGUUGUUCUGCACCAGCUCCUCGGCGGGACAAUAGAGCGCAAGGUCCGCGAGGGAGCACGCGGCCUGGUACAGGAUGAGUCCCUUCUCAAGUACCUUGCUCUCGCUCGCGAUACGCUCUGGCCCGGCGGCGUGCUUCGCAAAGCCCCUCCGCGUUCAGCCGCAGAUCGUUUCAAUAGUCGUGCCGAGGCUACUGUGGUCUUGGCUACCCUCAUUCCAGAUUUAGCGGGUAAUGUGGUCGGCAGAGCUAAUGCACAGGCUGCUGCCCGUCGCAUCUUUGCUACGCUCAAUAACCAACAUCUUAAUACCCAUCUUGUUUUUACGAUUCUUGACGAGAUUGUUUUGGUUCUCUUUGGGAGUUCGGGCCGUUCUCGAUGA